CCGCUCUGUGCGCACAGAGGCCUUAAACAGCCUUAAAUUGGCGCCCAGGCCGGUUCCGUAUAACAUUGCCCAUGUUAUCCUCUAGGAACCCCUAACCUAACGCCUUCGAGGCGGCCAGGGACUGGGCUCAUGGGGCCAUGGCCCGCCUGUCAAAAGCGAUGAGUUCCCCGGCUGCGUGGAGGACUUCUUUCUUGCUACACAAGGCUUCCGUUACACUCUAACCGCCUCGUUGACAAGUUCUCUGGCCCUUGUGCCGUGUCACUCAUUUGUUUACCUUAAUAUAAUACCGCUUCACUCGUUCAGCGGACACGAUAAACACUGCCAGUAGCCGCCCCUAUUACUAGUAAACACACGAAAAGAUGAAGGCCUCAAUCAUCGCAGCUUCGGUUGCGCUCGCGGGAACCGUUGCGGCUUCUCAGCACAAGGCCCAUGCUGGGUUCCAUCUGCGACGAGCUGGAUAUGAGAGCAACGACGUUUGCACGGUCUAUACCACCGUCUAUGUAACCGCAUUGCCUCCCGUUGUCCAUAACUCGACCAUCAUCGGCCACUCCACCUCCACUCCUUGCUCCGAGGGCGAGAAGACUCCCAUCUACACGCCCCAUGUACCAUCUUCAACCACGGAGGCGCCCAAGCCUUCAAAGGAGGCCUACCCUCCCGCGCCCCCUGCGCCCAAGCCGGAAUCCUCCAAGCAGGUUCAGCCACCUGCUCCCGUGCCUGAGACCUCCAAGCAGGCUUCUCCUCCUGCGCCUGUACCUGCGACCUCCAAGCCCGCAUACACACCCGUGCCUCAGUCCUCAAAGUCCGUCUACAUCCCAGUGCCUGUCCCUUCGAUCUCAGCCUACGUCCCAGUCCCAGUCCCCUCGAAGUCAGUCUACACUCCAGUGCCUGUCUCUUCCAAGUCGGUGAACACUCCAGUUGUUCCUGUGCCCUCGAAGCCGGCAUACACCCCAGUGGCUCCCCCCACCAAGCCCACCAAGCCCACCGAGACCCCUAAGCCUGCUCCCAGCAGCUCCAAGGCGGUAGAGAAGCCCAAGCCUAAGCCUACUACCUCUAAGUCGGCGGACAAGCCUAAGCCAACUGGCGGUUAUACCUCCGGCGGCCGCAUCGUAACCAACGGCAACAAGUGGGCCAUUACCUACACUCCUUAUGCCAACAGCGGCCAGUGCAAGACCGUCGACGAGAUCAAGUCAGAUGUUAAGCAGAUCUCUGAGCUUGGCUUCACCACUAUCCGCUCUUACAGCACCGACUGUGGCGUUUUCGAGCAUGUCGUCCCUGAGUGCCAGAAAUACGGCCUCAAGGUCAUCUACGGUAUCUUCCUCGAGGGUGGCGGCAAGGGUGGAAAGGGUCCCUUCUCCAACUAUGCCAACGAUCAACUCGAGGGCAUUAAGAGCAACGCGCCAAAGGAUAGUGUCGCCAUGGUCAUUGUUGGAAACGAGUGCAUGUUCAACAACAACUGCCAGCCCGCCGACCUUGCCGCUUACAUCGACUACGUCCGUGAGCAGCUCCAUGGCGCUGGAUUCCCCAAGGACAUCGCCAUCACUACUACCGAGCCUGUCGGCACCUGGGAGGAGAAGGGCGCUGAGCUGUGUGACCACAUUGACAUCUUCACUGUUCAGGUCCACCCAUACUUCACCCAGUCCGUCUCCGCCGAGGAGGCUGGUGACUUUGCGGCACAACAGCUUGAGCAGGCUGCCAAGGUCUGCCCCGGUGCUGCUUCCAAGGGCAAGUACAUCACUGAGAUUGGAUGGCCGAGCGCUGGCAAUUCCAACGGCAAGGCUAUUCCCGGUGUUUACGAGCAGAAGGUUGCUAUGAAGAAGAUCAUCGAGAAGGUUGGCUCUGAGGCCUGCCUGUUCUCCUUCCAGAACGAUGGCUGGAAGGCCCCUGGUGCCCUCAAUGUUGAGCAGAACUUCGGCUGCAUCGAAGCCCUGCAAUAAGCGCACUUUGCCUGUUGCUAGGUAGAGUGAAGGAAGAAGGAGGAUAUUGUUGGUUCGAUUAAGAAUACUUCGUUGUACGACUGUAUGUAGUGAGCUUCUGUCAAUUACGUCGGCUACUUUACGUGUUUACGCUUGCAUUGCUACUUUCCGUUUCUUCGCUUGCCAGAUAAAUAGUGGUGGCUUCUUGGUAGUUUUAGUGUUUAAUUUCUUGUAUCAAUCAACC
This is a messenger RNA of Cucurbitaria berberidis CBS 394.84, 2157 nucleotides long. RefSeq names its product glycoside hydrolase family 17 protein. The coding region runs from base 360 to 1934 and encodes 524 amino acids. Gene Ontology annotation, molecular function: glucan endo-1,3-beta-D-glucosidase activity; 1,3-beta-glucanosyltransferase activity. The record is from RefSeq and is a predicted model, not a curated record. Gene Ontology annotation, cellular component: extracellular region; fungal-type cell wall; cell surface. Gene Ontology annotation, biological process: cell wall organization. The transcript has 2 exons. Lineage: Eukaryota; Fungi; Ascomycota; Dothideomycetes; Pleosporales; Cucurbitariaceae.